Molecule: messenger RNA, 2607 nt
Organism: Neoarius graeffei (lesser salmon catfish)
Lineage: Eukaryota; Metazoa; Chordata; Actinopteri; Siluriformes; Ariidae
Product: hereditary hemochromatosis protein homolog
Exons: 6
Coding region: 15-1175 (386 amino acids)
Biological process (GO): immune response
Cellular component (GO): external side of plasma membrane
Source: RefSeq, a predicted model, not a curated record
AGCACACAGGCAAUAUGACGAGACUUCGCAUUUUACUAAACCUCCUCACACUGUUAUCAUCAGCCAACACAGGUUCCCACUCACUGUGCUCAGUGGCGAAUUUCAUCAUUGGAGAGACGCCUUUCCCUGAGUUCACCGUCCUGAUCAUGCUGGAUGAUAUAAUAGUGUCAUACUACGAUUCAGAUGCACAAAAGACAGUUAUGAGAGUGGACAGAAAGAUAAAUGAUGAAGAGCAAGAUUUUUGUAACUUGAUAUUUGGAGCACUACACAAAGAAAUGCAGGCACGAGCACACCUUCUUAAGCAGCACUUUAACUGCUCUAAUGGUGUCCAUGUGGAACAAAGGCUGGAAUGUUGUGAAUUGCUGAGCAGUAAUGUGCAAGGACAAAUGAAGAUGACUGAUGCUUUCGAUGGCUUGAGUGGAUUUAUGAUGGACUAUAAUAUACACCAACAUUCCCUACAUGCUGAUGUAAAAUGGCCAAUAGGCUUUAACACGUCGAAGUAUGAAUAUCACAAGGCAUUUUACCUCCAUUUUCUUCAACCUUUAUGCAGUUCAGUUUUACAAUUGUUACUUAAAGAUUUGAGGAACCAUGUACUGAGGAAAGUGAAGCUCAGAGUGAGACUCAUGAAGCAACUCGACUCACGCUCUGGAGUGGCUCGUCUGACCUGCCUGGCCACUGGCUUCUACCCACGACACAUUAACAUGACACUGCUGAAGGACGGCCAGGGCAUGCCCGAGCACCUCAUCACCAUGGGAGAUCUUUUGCCCAAUGGAGAUGGAACCUAUCAAAUGAGGAAGACUGUGGAGAUCAGCAAGGAAGAGCUUGAACAGAAACACAACUACACCUGCACAGCUACACACCUCAGCCAGGACAACAAGAUGGAUGUGUACUGGGAAAUGCUGCUCACAAAUGACAGACCAAGUCCAAAUGUUACUGUCAUCAUCAUCUGUGUACUAUUUGUGUGUGUGAUCGCACCAACAGCUGCCUUCGUUAUAUGGAAGAGAAGGCAUGGAGGUAAAAACGCUGCCAUCGUGAAUACGGUUAUUUCACAGAAUUACUACAAAGUGCCUUCUGAAGCUAUAAAAUGGAACAGUUUAAUGACUUUUGCCUACAUUAAAUCUUCUAGUUUCUCAAGUGUCCUCUCAGACGGACUACUCUGCUGCCUCGAGUACUGAAGAGGAGAUUGGAGACUUGUGAGACAGAAAGUCAGACAACAACGUAUGGGACACAGCAAUCUAUAACCUGUGUGCACGGGCGCAGAUGGGGGGGGGACGGGGGGGAUUCGUAAUAAACCCAGAUUUAAAUUCACCUCGUUCGGUCCCCCCCACUUAUAGGGAGGAAAAAACGUCUAUGCUGUCUUUCUUUGCAUAAGGCAAACCUCACGGAAAAAUCAAAAGACUAAUUACCAUUCGGUUUAUUGAGGUGCACAGCAGUACAUACAUAGUUGCAACUGCGCAGACUGCACAGGUUGCGAGCUCGAGCUUGGUUGCUAUGGUUACCCACAAGUUUGACAGGCAUAUCGGGGACAGCGCCUCCUAGUUCAGGACCCCAACACGGCAUGAUGAAGGGUGCCAAAAGGCAGAAAACGAUUGCAUCAUUUAAAAAAAAAAAAGACUGUAAGUAAACUGUGCCUUACUUUAUCAUAUCACCUUGCAAUUUUUUGAUAGUCUGUUCAAAGUAAUGUCAUAGUGAAAGUAAAAUCGUACGGAGUAGAGAAGCCUUUCUGGUAGCCUCCUUCUUUCGGUGGCAGCCUGUAGAUACAGUGCUCAGAAGGCAGUUUUAAUGUUUAAUCUGGUGUUCCCUGCCAUAAUUUCAGCGAGCAUAUUGUUUCAUAAGGAAACUUUGCGAAGAGUUGUUGACUGACUGCCGCUCACGCAACACACAGGCAUAGUUAGAAAGUCAGGAUGCACUGGUUUACACUUUACACACACACACGUAGCCCAGCCUCUCGCUAUGUUUAACAGUUGGAACUUAGCGGUUUUAAAACUAGUUUUGCAGUUUUGCAAUUUCUGUGCGUGAUGAUAAUGUGUAAACUUUGGAUUUCCAUAGGCUAUGUUAAAAUGUUAUCAUUGUCCUGGCCUGCAGGUAGUUCCUGGUGAUGGCAGUGAGGGAGGUGAAAUAACAUGUAUACACACUACCGUUCAAAAGUUUGGGGUCACCCAGACAAUUUUGUGUUUUCCAUGAAAGGUCACACUUUUAUUUACCACCAUAAGUUGUAAAAUGAAUAGAAAAUAUAGUCGAGACAUUUUUCUGGCCAUUUUGAGCAUUUAAUCGACCCCACAAAUGUGAUGCUCCAGAAACUCAAUCUGCUCAAAGGAAGAUCAGUUUUGUAGCUUCUCUAAAGAGCUCAACUGUUUUCAGCUGUGCUAACAUGAUUGUACAAGGGUUUUCUAAUCAUCCAUUAGCCUUCUGAGGCAAUGAGCAAACACAUUGUACCAUUAGAACACUGGAGUGAGAGUUGCUGGAAAUGGGCCUCUAUACACCUAUGGAGAUAUUGCACCAAAAACCAGACAUUUGCAGCUAGAAUAGUCAUUUAGCACAUUAGCAAUGUAUAGAGUGGAUUUCUGAUUAGUUUAAAGUGAUCUUCAUUGAAAAGAACAGUGCUUU